Messenger RNA from Elgaria multicarinata webbii, 692 nucleotides. RefSeq names its product myelin P2 protein-like. The record is from RefSeq and is a predicted model, not a curated record. Gene Ontology annotation, molecular function: fatty acid binding. Lineage: Eukaryota; Metazoa; Chordata; Lepidosauria; Squamata; Anguidae. Gene Ontology annotation, cellular component: cytosol; nucleus. Gene Ontology annotation, biological process: fatty acid transport. The coding region runs from base 105 to 503 and encodes 132 amino acids. The transcript has 4 exons.
ACGCUAACUGGUCCUGGGGCUCACACAAUCCUUCACCUCCUCCUAAGAGCUGUUCCUGUCCCUGCCGAUCUCCCAAGGAGACACUGCUUUGCAAAACCUACACAAUGUGCAACAAAUUUGUGGGAAGCUGGAAACUCAUCUCUAGCGAAAACUUUAAUGAUUACAUGAAAGAACUGGGGGUGGGUUUGGCCACCCGGAAACUUGGCAGCUUGGCCAAACCCAAAGUCAUCAUCAGCAUGAAAGGCGAUGAGGUCACAAUCAGAACGGAAAGCACUUUCAAAAAAACACAGAUCACUUUUAAGUUGGGCCAGGAAUUUCAAGAAACCACAGCAGAUGACAGGAAAACCAAGACUGUUGUAACCUUAGAAAAAGGUGCUCUGGUUCAAGUGCAGAAGUGGAAUGGCAAGGAAUCGACAAUAAGGAGGAAACUAGUUGAUGGGAAAAUGGUGGUGGAAUGCAUCAUGAAAGGCAUCACCUGCACAAGAGUUUAUGAGAAGAUGUGAGGAAUUUCCAUGUUCUUCAGAUCCACAUUAUUUUUACAGAGGAGGGUGGGGAGCAAAUCCAUCACACUCUUUUUCCUUCUUUCCUUUUACUGGGGAGCACCUAAGCUAUAAACAUAGAUUUUAAAAACCAUUGUGUAAGUAAGUGAUGUGAAAGUAUUUCUGACUCAAUAAAUACUCGCUACUGCAUGA